AUGGGAGUUUGUAUUUCAAAGGAAAAGAAAAAAAAAUCCUGUAAUUACGCUACAUCGUCUUAAGUAAACCUCUAAAAAUUUAUGAUAACUUAUGAUAAACAAACUAAUCUAUUAUAUCGUUCAACUAAAUUUUAAGCAGAACUAUAACCAAAAGAAUAUGAUUAUACAAGUUAUUAUUAUAUAUAUCUUUAGAUCCACAUCGGCAAUAUAAUGUAAUUCUAAAUGGAGCUGUUUUUGCCAUAGUCAAUUCUAUAGAGGGAUCAUUUAAUGAUGAACCAAUCAAUAACGACAAUUGA
Molecule: messenger RNA, 296 nt
Organism: Paramecium octaurelia
Lineage: Eukaryota; Ciliophora; Oligohymenophorea; Peniculida; Parameciidae
Source: the annotation of a GenBank genome assembly